UUUCUCUUAAUUACGCUCAAAUUUACGCAUGUCAAAUACUCGGAUACAGCAAGGUAUUGCCAAAGAACAUCCAGAAUGGGUUAUUCCUCGUAUAUGUCAACAGCACGCAUAUAAAACCGGCAUUUAUGCUGCUAUUGCCGUUGGUAUAGUGGCUUUUCCUAUUGGCCGACGCAUAGGACUGGAUCGAAACCGACAAUUUCUAGCAGCCUUUGCUGCAUCUGGAGUAACCGGAUAUAUAACUUCACAGUACAUGUAUCAUCAUUGUCGCGAUAUGUAUAACUUUUUCGAAACUAUGAAUUCGGAGACGAAUCGUCGGUGAAAUUCCUUCAGAUUACUUCCACAGCACAUUCUGAAAUUCGCUUUGGUCACUCGAUUUUACGGUUGAGCGUCUCCAUGUGAACCAACUUGCCAUAACACCUACAGCAAAGAGAAACAUUAUUACCAUCCAAUGAUGCAGCUCUCAAAACGAGCUUACGCGGAUGAAUAUAACGCUUUGCAAUCUUGUUAGAGGAUAAGAAACUCUCUUUCCUGCAAUCUAAAAAUAAACUGAUUCAUUGGGAUUUCUAUCG
This is a messenger RNA of Radiomyces spectabilis, 569 nucleotides long. RefSeq lists its product as uncharacterized. Bases 29 to 319 code for a protein of 96 amino acids. The transcript is spliced from 5 exons. Lineage: Eukaryota; Fungi; Mucoromycota; Mucoromycetes; Mucorales; Radiomycetaceae. The record is from RefSeq and is a predicted model, not a curated record.